AUGGGGUGCAAGCCUGCAGAGAAUAAGCCAAAACAGAAGCACAAGAAGGGGUUGUGGUCUCCUGACGAGGAUCACAAGCUUAGGAACUAUGUUCUCCACCAUGGCCAUGGCUGCUGGAGCUCUGUGCCCAUCAAUGCUGGGUUGAAGAGAAAUGGAAAGAGUUGCAGAUUAAGGUGGAUUAACUACUUGAGGCCAGGACUCAAGCGUGGAUCAUUUAGCCUGCAGGAGGAAGACACAAUCUUGACCCUUCAUGGCAUGUUAGGCAACAAGUGGUCGCAAAUUGCUCAGCACUUGCCUGGAAGGACAGAUAAUGAGAUCAAGAACUGCUGGCACUCUUAUCUUAAGAAGAAAGUGGCAAGAAUGGGGGAAACUGAAUCCCAGGUUAGAGGUGAAUCCUCUAGUAUGGGAAAUGGAGAUUCUUCUCCCCAAUCAUUGAAAUCGACUUCCCAGAAUUCCGGGUUGGAAUCGUUCGAGCAAAUGGAAGGAUCAUUGACAGAUACAGAUCAAUCUGACUCUGCAAAAGACACUCAGAAAAACAGCACCUUACCAAAGAUACUGUUUGCUGAAUGGCUUUCUCUAGAUCAGUUCAACAAUGGACAGGAGUUCCAGAACCCGAGCCUCGGGGUUCCUCCCAAGAACACUUUCGGGCACAAUGAUUUAGGGUUUCACGACGAUUUCUUGCAAGGCUUACUGUUGAACGAAGCCGCUGUUUAUGAUAAUAACAGCAACAACAACAACAUUCAGCCAGUGCCCGAUGACAUGUUGUUCCAACCGCAGUUGAAGUUCGAGGAUCAGAUUUCGGAUUCUGGAUUUCCCGAGUUUUUCUCGGGAGGAUUUGACAUAAAUGAUGACAUAUUGUACAUAUGAUGUGUUUAUCAGAAGCAAUUCCUGUCUUCCUGAGAAGAAUAACUUCUAAUUACACUGUCAGUGGUUAAGAAUGGAACUAAUAACACAGUAAGAGAAGGUCUAAUUAGCAGUUAUUCUUCUGAGUUCUGUCCAUUUGUACAAAGUCAAAACACAUUUCAUUUGUAAUAAGUUGAGACAUUUGAAUCAGCAUCUAAUGAUGUUCUUCAAAGUUC
Messenger RNA from Ipomoea triloba (trilobed morning glory), 1079 nucleotides. RefSeq names its product transcription factor LAF1-like. The record is from RefSeq and is a predicted model, not a curated record. The transcript is spliced from 3 exons. NCBI's taxonomy places the organism in Eukaryota, Viridiplantae, Streptophyta, Magnoliopsida, Solanales, Convolvulaceae. Bases 1 to 867 code for a protein of 288 amino acids.